CCGCCUCCGCCUCGGCUGAUGCUGAGAUUGUGACACGACCUAGAGGUACACAAUAUUUGCAUCGUCUUCUCUAGCGCGGCGUCACCAUUCAUGACAUCUCGCUAUGCUCCUCCACCGAAGUGCUCUCCAUUCGCUAUUGACUCGUAAUCUGCUAUCGCAAUAUUGGUCUGCUCUCGCUCUUCCGCUUUGGCUCCUUACAUACCUACAUCGCUGUGGGGCCACAAACAUGACAUCGUUACGGCUCCAGCUUGCAACGGGUCCAUCCAUUCAGAGUCCACGUGCCUCGCGCCUGCGUGUCAGUUGUGGUCCCCGGACCAGUAUGCACCCAUCUGCAUGACAAUACUCCGCCAU
Messenger RNA from Fomitopsis serialis, 351 nucleotides. RefSeq lists its product as uncharacterized. The coding region runs from base 104 to 337 and encodes 77 amino acids. The transcript is spliced from 5 exons. The record is from RefSeq and is a predicted model, not a curated record. NCBI's taxonomy places the organism in Eukaryota, Fungi, Basidiomycota, Agaricomycetes, Polyporales, Fomitopsidaceae.